This is a messenger RNA of Exophiala dermatitidis NIH/UT8656, 3449 nucleotides long. RefSeq lists its product as uncharacterized. The record is from RefSeq and is a predicted model, not a curated record. The coding region runs from base 427 to 2673 and encodes 748 amino acids. Gene Ontology annotation, molecular function: small GTPase binding; ubiquitin binding; guanyl-nucleotide exchange factor activity. Gene Ontology annotation, biological process: vesicle-mediated transport. The transcript has a single exon. Lineage: Eukaryota; Fungi; Ascomycota; Eurotiomycetes; Chaetothyriales; Herpotrichiellaceae. Gene Ontology annotation, cellular component: endocytic vesicle; cytosol.
UCGGGCCCCAACUUGCACGCCGCUGAGGUGUCAGCCUUGUGUCUUGCCCUGUCACUGCGAGUCUGGGUUGCUUCAUGCUACGGCGCAGUUGCCAGUCGGAGCCUUGCAGGUCCUAACUCCGAACUAUCCUCCAACACCCUGUUGUGCCAUGUUCACAACUCUCGCGAGAUUCAACGUCUACCGUCCCAAAACCCGACGGUCUUCAACAGCAGUCAUAGUGUCCUAGACCAUCCUUGUUCUCGGAAGGACUAAGACAUGACAGCAAACAAUUGAUCAAGCCUUUGCGCGCCUGAAAUUAGCCCUGUCAACAAGUCAGAUGAUGCGGCAACAAUAGAGUGCGACCACAGCCACCACCGCGACAACCUUGUGUCUGUCACUGCUCAAGCAUGCACAACAGGAUUCAGUCAUUAUAAAUACACCUAAUUAAUGUCUUCAAUGUCUCCCGACGGCGACCAUGCAACUAUGGAUGCCAGCAACGAAGCCCUUCCGCCGGAAGCCUCUGCACCGGACCUGAUUGACCUUGGAGGAGAGGAGCCAGGCGAUAAGGGCCGGCAGGGGACCCCAGAAGACAGACACUCCGUGAAGGACGAUCAACACGUUGUGGAAACGGAGGAACAGAUCCAAACCCUGCGUAUUGACGAACCCCCGACCGUUUCUAACACGCCCUCCACACCAAAGGCGCUCCCUUCAGUCCCGCCUCCACCAAAACCUCCUGCUGCGAGUGAGAAACCUUACCAAGAUCCGACCCCUAAAACUCCAGCUGUGUCAAGACAUCCAUCAGUGAGAGGACCAGGAACAGAAUACAACGAGAAAGAUGAAGAUGCCCAUGAUCAAGAUGGUCGAGAUAUGCCGGAAGACGGCCAAAAUCUCCAGUCAGCUGUUGACAAUGACGUCGAAUCCAGGUCGGAAAUUCAGAGCAUUAUGGACCAGUUUGAGGACGCCACAGUCGCCCCAUCGAGGGAGGAAAUCAUGUCUCCAAGGCAUGAAUUAGCAGGACCUCUUCUCGGGGUAGGCGCUGUCUAUCCUCCACGAAGAUCGAGCCUGGAACACUUGCGGUCAAGGGAUAUGGAUUCAAUCGCAACUUCACCGGUAGUGCCUCAUUCCGAGAAGCCGUUGCCGUCACCGCCUUCGGGUGAUGUCAAUGAGGAUGCCGGGGGGCUGAGAAGUCCGUCCCUAAAAGGUGUAGCUGCGGCCUCGUCAUCUUCUCUACCCAUGCAUUUACCUCCCCCAGAGCCAGAACCAGAGCUGCCUUUUGAUUUUCAUCGAUUCCUGGAACAGCUUCGACACAAAUCUGCUGAUCCAGUCGCCAAAUUUCUUCGUUCGUUCCUUACGGAGUUUGGCAAGAAGCAGUGGAUGGUACAUGAGCAAGUCAAGAUCAUAAGCGAUUUUCUCGCAUUCAUUACAAACAAGAUGGCGAUGUGCGACGUCUGGCGCGAAGUGUCGGAGAACGAAUUCGACAACGCUAAGGAGGGGAUGGAAAAGCUUGUGAUGAACAGACUCUACUCGCAAACAUUUUCGCCUGCAAUACCACCACCUCCUGCACAACCGGCUCGGUCGAGAUCACGAGGUCGGCGGAAGGAGCUGGAGAGAAACGCCCUACCUGGUCGACGUGGCCAGCAUCAAGAAGACGUCGAACGAGAUGAAAUCCUUGCUCAGAAGAUUCGGAUCUACAGCUGGGUGAGGGAACAGCACCUUGAUCUUGAGCCAGUGGGGCCCAACGGAGAAAGGUUUCUCAAAUUGGCCCAACAGGAACUGCUGAAAAUCAAAGGAUAUCGUGCUCCUCGAGACAAAGUCAUCUGCGUUUUGAAUUGCUGCAAAGUCAUCUUUGGGUUGCUGAAAAACACAAAGAGUGCGGAUACCUCGGCAGACGCCUUCGUGCCACUUCUGAUAUACGUUGUGCUUCAGGCUAAUCCAGAGCACCUUGUUUCCAACGUACAGUAUAUCCUCCGAUUUCGGAACCAGGAUAAGCUCGGCGGCGAGGCAGGAUACUACCUGUCUUCUCUAUCUGGAGCAAUCCAGUUCAUUGAAAACCUGGAUCGCACGAGCUUGACCGUGAGCGACGAGGAGUUUGAACGAAACGUCGAGAUUGCGGUGUCCCAAAUUGCCGCCCAGAACAGAGAGGCUGAAGUGGUCAACCCGCCUGUGACAUUUCGAGAAAAGUCGAGCAUCGCUGAGCCCGAGCUCACUCCGAGGAACUCCUUGGAUGUGACGUCCAGCAGCCCUACUCGAAGGGGUCUAAAUCGACUCAGCAGCAGCGCAGAAGGGAAUUCGGAAGACAGUGUUACAGGGUUGCUGCGUACCAUUCAGCGACCUCUUUCAACCAUUGGGAAGAUAUUCUCGGAACAAGAGACAUCUCAAGAGCGCAGGUCGUCGCCGUCCAACGUGCCAGUGCCAUCGCAGAAUGCUGGUCGAUUGAGUCCGGCCGUGUUCCAACCUCCGCGUGAAGCAGGCGUGGCUACCUACAAUGCCCAAGAAGCGGCUGCAAGACAAGCAAGCGCCGAGGCUGCCGAAGCCCGGCGGAUACAACUAGCAGAGCAUAGGACGGUAGUGGAGACCUUGUGUGGCAUGUUUCCCAACCUUGAUAAAGAGGUGAUCGAUGAUGUGGUGCGGCAGAAGGAAGGCAGGGUGGGUUUGGCUGUCGACGCUUGCCUUGCCCUGACGGCUGGCACUUGAUGUCACUGCCAAUACUAUAAGAAGACCAAACAGGACAGUUCCUACUUGUGGUUUUGACGCCGCAUGGACGGCAGAUACGGCAAGGAGUUCACAAAACGCUGCAACAUUUGCAGCCAGGCCACAGGAGACGCAGACAGCGAAGGCAGCCCUCUUCCCAGUGUGCCAGUGAAUAGCAAUAUCUGCAGCAUGGUCAGAGACAAGGCCGUGUCGCGUGUCGUGCAACAGGGGUGAGGAGGCAUAUUGCAGCUAACCUGUGCUCAGCGGUAUGGCAAUGCAGUGGCGCUGCCGCCGCUCUGGCUUUGGGAGCCAGCCAGGGCGCGACUGGACAGAUUCAGCUUGCCAGGAUCGAUAUCUUGCUCUGAGUGCCCCUGGUAUUCUGAAACCCAUGUAAGCCGUGACAGGCGUCGCAGCAUGCCAGGAAGUGCCUAAUAAUAAUAAGGGACGGAAUAGUCCCCAUAUAUCAAGUGCGUGAGCGAGCCUGGUGUAUCCGAUAGUGAUCGUGGCCAUUGUAUAGUCCCCUAUGAUGCAGGGAUGCCGGUGGACAAAGAGCUUUACGGAUGGAUGGACUAUUAGUAAUGCAGGAUGACCAGAAACUUGCCGGACAUAUUGUAUUUUUCAAUGACUUUUCUUUUUCGGGUUCAAGCUCUUUUCGUCCACUGUAAAAUCCACCCAUUCAUCCAAUCCAAUCCAUCCCGGCGCCGGCGCCCACACGCUGUAUAAGAUAUACAAUGUACAAGUUGUACUGUACUAUACUGUACAGUAGGUAUCUGCCUAUA